ACUCCCCCCUACAUUCAUGUAUCAACGUCUCCCCUUUGAGAAGCAUUAACCUUCUUAGAGAUACGCAACAACAUCCUCCAGAAUUCCACUUGUCCUUACUGAAAGACCAAGAGUACUUUUCCAAAUGCAUCUCAAGGUCCGCACCGCAACAGAGUCAGACAUUCCCCAAAUCUACUCCAUAUUUACCCACUAUGUUCGCAAUACUGUCAUAACGCUCUUCGCCAAUACACCUCCUUUCUCAUACAUGACCAAAAGAUUCCACGAAACGCAGGAGCGUGGCUUGCCUUUCCUUGUUGCCGUUGAGCAGCUUGAGCAGGAUGACACCUGCCAUGGAGGAAAUAUGGCAGAAAAAGUCUGUGGAUAUACUCUGGCUUCACCCUUCAGGGGCUACAUGCUCUCCUACGCACCCACAGUUGAGAUGUCCCUCUUCGUCCACCCCGAGUACCACUCGCGAGGGAUAGGAAGUACUCUUCUCUCGUCGCUGAUAGAAGCUUUGCAAGAGGCAAAACAUCUCUCCUACCAAGUCACCGGGCAUGCAGGCUCUGAAGCACGUGUGCAUGCAGAAGCGAAGGUGAAGAGCAUACUUGCUAUUAUGACAGUCAAUCCUGAAGGUAAAAAUGGAGGCGAAGGUUUAAGAGACUGGUAUGUUCAAAGGGGAUUUGUAGAAAGAGGAAGGAUGAAAGAAGUUGGCUUCAAAUAUGGUAAAUGGAUCGACACAAUAUAUCUUCAAUACACCCUAUAAUGUUCGUUGCCAACCGAGCUAGUGUUUGGUCGCAUUUCAGCCAGCAUCUGCUAGAAACGAGGAAGUAACGUGGAAAUCGCGGAAGGAAAGGCUAAGGUGGCUGGACUUGUUACUCAGCAUUUGUUCUACGAAGCUGGAAAAGACCAUUUCUUGCUCUUCGCACUCCUAUUGAGUCGCAUCCACGGCUGGUGGAGAAUUUAAGAUUAUCGAAUUAACAUUCAAGGUAACUUUCUAACUACUUCUAUUCGAACCUUCUUCGCCAUUAUUAUAUAUAGAAAGAUAAAUUCCGUUCAUUUAAUAGUGACGGGACAAAAUGAUAGUGAUAAGUGGUGGCCAGUAGAUCGAACGGCCAUACAGUCGAAUCCACAGUUGUGGGCUUUCCACCUAGCAUCAUGCCCUCCAAGCACAAGCCUGUCAUAUCAAAUUGGGGGCCAUUAAAGCUUUCCACCGAGCGCCAUAGUUGACUUCCAAUUAAUGAUUUGCCAACUCACAGGUUUCGAAUUCCUCCGGUUCCCACCACGACAGAGAAAAGGGAUUACAUAGAAAUUUGCAAUUUGCACAGCCGACAAGGCAAAUAUGGGCCAGUAGGCCACGGGAUCGUGAACCGGCUUCACAGGGGGAAACUAAAUCAUAAAGGAGAGUGCUGGAUGAUAAAUCAACCUUGAGACUAAAACCGCUGGCGAAAAUUCGACUAUUCCUCCAUUGAACUCCCAAAAGGUCCCUAACCUUGGGCUCAUCUUCCAAUAUAUUUCAUUGGAGAAUACAAGGCAGAAUACCUGACAGAUCUAUUGCCUUCAUGGAAAAUUUCUUGAUCAGGAAUGGUGAUGUAAUUAACUCAUUGCUUUCGUUUGGAUAUUUAACUACCCACGCAUCUUAAUCGUUACCCAAGAAGAGAAGAGCUGCGCCUGGCCGUUCUUCCAAGCAUGCACAGUACAUUGUCUCUCCCACUUGUCCCGUCUGAAGGGCGCAUUGGAUAGUGCGAAUCGGAAUGUGUCCAAAGCAGGGUUACAACGCAGGGUAACAGCCCAAGCAUGACACCACUGAGAUUAGCAUGAUGAUCUGAGGAACUUUAAAUAAAUAAUAGGGUCAUCAUUCAAGUUUAGCCCACCAACCACCCAAGGCAGGCUUCCGCGGUCCCCGCUGCAAUCCUGAAGAGGAGGGCGCAUGAAUGAUGGGAAGAGGUUGGCCCUCGGCUCUAACCAUCGGAUACGUUGUGUGAGGUGGCAUCCCCUCACUGGAAGGCGGCUCGACGAUCGUGGCGGGACGGCCUUUUAUCUUGAAACGGCGGCGUGCGUUAAUAAUUCGGCAAAAUGACUUAUCACAAAGAGAAUUCACCAAUAAACAUUUUACUUGCAAGCAGGGUCGGUGCGUUUGAGGUUGAAAGGCUCUGGACAGCGCGACAUUGUGGAGAAAGCGGGAUGAGAGGAUCGGCUCCAAUCCCCGCAGCACGCACGUUCCUAAAUAUUUGGCAAAGAAUUUUGUCUUUGGAAACCGAAAUCUUCCAUUGCCGAAUUAGCUUCUGGAAGCUGUUUUCAUCUCGCCGCCCCACGUUUUCCGGAUACAUGCGACAACGUUUGGGGUAUUUAUUCUCUGACUAUUUUGCAAUCCAAAUAAUUAAGGGAAAGAAUCUAGCACUUCGCGGCGACAGGUAGCUUGUCCUCAAGGGCUGAUCUGCACGUCAUGAGAUAUGAACUGGAAUCUCAGCCAAUAAUUUUCCAGUCCAGGCUUAGUGUCAAUGAACUGUCAUUUUUACUAUGUUAGAAGCGCCUCCUAAAAAGCGGAAUAUGUGAAGCCAUAUUACCGUCGCGAACAAAUUGCAUCAAAUGGAGUGCACUUCCCCAAUGCUGAGGAAUACAUGCACCACUACGAAUUACUGGUUGCCAAUGUGAUGUUAUUUUUAAAUCUCCUCCUUCGUCCAUCUGUCUCGGAAUAUUUGCUAGCUAGCAGGAGCCGACAGGGUCUUCUUUGGUUGGUUCAUUAUUUCCGUGAGCCGCCCAAAUCGCAGUAUCUCGCCGGACAUGGAAUGGAGUUUGGGGAGGAAAUAAGAUUCUAGAGCAGCGCAUAACGGCCUGACUUGCUCAUGGUCUAAGUGGGCAAAUUUCUGCAGUUACGCAUUAAACUUCCUUGUCCACCUUCACUGAUUCUAGUUAGCAUAAACACAACCAAUAUGUUAGCGAGAUUUUAAUCUUGGAUACAACCUGAUGGGUGGACUCUCAGAGAGAUCCUUGGAAACAAUGCCGUUUAUCUCACCUGUCCAUGAAGUGUUGAUGACAGCCAAUCGGAUACAUGAGAAGAAUGAAUCUAGUUCAAGAGUUCGAGCUUUUGAAGAUCCGAAGGAAAAAGUGCUCAGCUGCAGCAAGCCGAUCUCCAUAGAGAUCGAACAGAUGGUCCUCGUUACAUUUUUCUGACUAUCAGGGGGCAAGGAUUACAACGGAUCCUUGAUCCUUCCUUGUCCCAACUCACCGACAAUAUCCCGGCCAUCCAGAAGGCCAAAAGAGAGCUCUCGAAGAGGACAUGGAGCUUUAUUAUCUAGCUUAAUUCAUAUUUCCUCCAUGUCAAGAGGUCCUGGUUUGGUCCCGUUUACGCUAUUGUGGCAGUAAUUUUCAGAGAUUACUGUCUCAGAAUUCAUACUCUCGAAGGAUAAUUGGGUUCGAGAGCGAAUGUCCUGACUUCUUCAGCUUUGUAUCGCGAGAAAGAGAACGAAACGGCCGGGGUCUUCGAAGCUCUUCCCUUCAAAUCUUUCAAUAAUCGUGGCUCGUCAGUAGCUACGGGACAGAUUUGACCUGCCAGGUCAGGUCCGCAAGUUCUUUCAGGUCCCUUUGAUUUCAUUGAAUUAAAUAGGGAUGUACCCAUCCCGGUUGCAAUUCUUAUCAAUCAAUGCCUCAAUAGUGUUUGUGGCCGAAAUGUGACUUUAAUCAGAUAAGAAGUCGCCGAUGAGAUUAACCUAAUUUUGCUGUUUCUGUCAGAUUGAAUCCUUGGAGACCUCCAUGUCGUCCUGUCUGGGAUGUCAAAAUAUAGGGCGGAUCUAAACAUUCGUUCAUUCUGUAUGGUAUGCAGAGGGCAGAAAACCAAUUCGUAAUUACUAAUAUCAGUUUCAUGAACGAGAUAGUUUGUGACACUUCGGGCUGGCUUUCAUCAGCAGCAGGAUCACAAGGAUGAUUUAUCAAGUCCGUAACAAAUAGCGUUAGUGGGUUGGAUGGAUUCUCCUCGAAUUUCCCGAUGCUUUCACCUAGUUGGACUAUUGAAAAUAUCGGGCCACAGGCCUCCAAGGGCUGAGUAGUGUAUCACCUCGUUUAUGGACGUAAGAAUGUGCUCACUCUGAUUCCAGAUCUAUCGCAACCCGGCGCCCCUCACAUAAUUUUUUAUUUAUGUAUUUAUUUAUAUUUUUUUACAGCCAUACGCAAUAUAAACGACGCUCACAAGCUUCCAAUCAAUAACUACGAGAAAUAGUGGGGGAAAAGAAAAGAAGAGCGCCAACGGUCGUGGCGGCCAGGGACGACGACAGAUACGCUUGGCGAUCGAUGGGGCUGCGUGGCACGAUUCGGCUUUUUGAAACCGUGUCCAGGAGCAUACGCUGGGCAAGGAUGAUCGUAUAUAUGUACUGUACAUGAAAUGUACAUGUACAUACAUUACUAUGUAGGAAUCCUCUAAUGUAUCUCAACACGGAAAUCAUUGGGAAGUUAAUGCAAUUUCACCAUAUGCUGUACCUGUGCAUCCUAAGCAUCUACGCCGUUUGAAAGCUUGUAUUUUAUACAAAAAGCUUUCUUGUUUGCUAACGGUCUUGCUGUCAGGUUCUGCAUGUGCAGCAUGCAUAGAUCAUUUUAGCACGCUCUUACACAAGUACGGAAGUCAAGAUAUUCUUGCCAAGUCUCAGGCUGAAUCAUCAUUAAUGCCGGGGAUUCAGGUUGUGGAAGCUGGCCCAUCCCUCCUUCAGACAAGUUCCUAUGUAAAAAACAAUCGAGAGAAACUCGCUCGUUUUUGCCUUGGCAUGCGCAGUACGGAGUAUCGUGUAAUUAAUUAUGACGACGGGCCGCUGUGUAAUAAUACUGAGGUAAUGCCGCAUGCAUGGCGAUACGACUGAAAUCUGCAUGAUUACGAUGAACGGCUGUGACAUUACGUUGUAGGAUAGCGAUCUUGGCAAGAAAAAUAUCAAGUUUCCAGGAGGUGCCACGCCACCUACUUUUGAGCGCACACACCCCGACCCUGACACAACAAACCCCGUCAAGAAGAAGCAAGAGCGCGGGAAAUUUGACCAUUUAGGUAAGGGCCCUGGCAGAAAACCAUGACGAGUUUGCAGGAUUGAAAUGGCAUAGUGUAUUUUAUCAGCGUCCAAGGGGAAAGAAGUAGGAGAAGAAAAUACAGUCCGGGAAGUUGACUGUCGCGUUAAGAAUAGCGUAGGGCUGAUAGUCUCGGAUUAUUCGGCGAUUUUUUGUUCUUCGAGGAGCUGUACGUCCCCAACCGAGCUGGAGUGUGGGCUGGACGGGACGGGGACCGAAAUGUGCUCGGCACCGCUCAGCUUUGAUGUGAUGUGCAAUUUCAUGAGGAGCAGAUAUCCCUUGCAACAAUCAUCAAUCAUGAUGGGAGAAGUACCUCACAUGUGUAGCAGAACAACAAAUAGCUAGCUCCCUUUGGCUUUUAUCUGAAGAGAGAAAAUCGGGUGCAAAAGUUCCCUGAGAGCACCCAUAUCUGACAGGACCAACAACCUAGCCAAAUUAGGUCAACGUAGCCCGGCAGGAGUGAGAUAAUCAUCUCCCGAAAGCAUAAAGCAUUGUCCACUUUCCUAUCAUAUUCAUGUACUCCGUACUUCGCUCCUUUCAGGACAACCUAGACUUGUCUCCUCCCAAGAUUGAAGACGUUCUGACAGCGAAAUAAAGAAGGCUGAACAAGGGAAAUAUCAUGUAUGUCCCCCGCGGAAACAAGAGGUUACUCC
Messenger RNA from Blastomyces dermatitidis ER-3, 5672 nucleotides. RefSeq names its product GNAT family N-acetyltransferase. The transcript has 4 exons. Gene Ontology annotation, molecular function: acyltransferase activity, transferring groups other than amino-acyl groups. The record is from RefSeq and is a predicted model, not a curated record. Lineage: Eukaryota; Fungi; Ascomycota; Eurotiomycetes; Onygenales; Ajellomycetaceae. The coding region runs from base 125 to 742 and encodes 205 amino acids.